AUGGCAGGUGCACCUGUGUGGCCUUCACUAGCGCCGUCACUGCUCCAGCUGCCAGGAGGGCAGCGCCGAGGGGAGAAGCGGGAGGGGAGUAGGCGGCAGGAGGAGAGGGAAGAGAGGAGUGAGGAGAGGAGACGGGGGGAGGUCAGCUCUGACGGCAGCGGAGUAGUCAAGGGCCGCUUGGAGGAGGAAGGGCGCACCUCGUCCUGGGAGGCGUCGAAGCGAGCAGCCAGUACGGUGGAGGUGCCCGCUGCCACGCCACAGCGCUGCAGCGACUCGCGGAUCUGA
Molecule: messenger RNA, 285 nt
Organism: Closterium sp. Naga37s-1
Lineage: Eukaryota; Viridiplantae; Streptophyta; Zygnematophyceae; Desmidiales; Closteriaceae
Source: the annotation of a GenBank genome assembly